This is a messenger RNA of Guillardia theta CCMP2712, 696 nucleotides long. RefSeq lists its product as hypothetical. The record is from RefSeq and is a predicted model, not a curated record. The transcript has 7 exons. Gene Ontology annotation, molecular function: kinase activity; tRNA binding. NCBI's taxonomy places the organism in Eukaryota, Cryptophyceae, Pyrenomonadales, Geminigeraceae. Bases 1 to 696 code for a protein of 231 amino acids.
AUGCAGAACUUGAUGAGUUGUGAACGUGCCUUGCAGCUCGGGUACUUCCCGGAGACUCUCGUGGUGAACUUCGACCAGCUGCAUCGGCAAGUCUCGGCAAACCAGCGGGGGCAGUCUCAGGAGGACGUGCCGGAGUGGAACGAGGAGGAGAGGGAGGCCUGGAAGUCAGCUAGACACCUUGCUUUUCAGCGGGUGGAGGAGAGGCUGCGCGACAACCCCGAGGUUCUCAUCCUCGUGGACGACAACCUCUACCUGAGGAGCAUGCGAUACUACUUCUGCAAGAUCGCCCGCAAGCAUCAUGCCAGCACCUGCACCCUCUGGGUAUCCUGCGACGUCGACCUGGCGCUCCGACGUAACGCGGCAAGAGAAGUUCAGGAUCGCGUCCCUCCGGCUGUCGUCGAAAGGAUGUUCGACAAGUUCGAAGAGCCAGGAUACACACCGAGCAGCAAGUCUUCCUGGGAGAAGCAUGCGGCGAAAGUUUGUACAGACGCGAGUUUCACUAUCCCGUGGGAUCUGAUCAUAGAAGCUUUCAAACACCCGCACACGGCGGAGGAAGUGAAUCCCGACGCUGAGCUGCAGGCAGAGGAGGACAGGAAGAGGACGAGAGAAAAUCAAACGCACAGGCUUGAUCUGGAGCUGAGAAAGGUUCCCAAUCUUGACGGCCUGCCUUCCGUCCGCUCUGUGAGUUUGAAUUGA